Molecule: messenger RNA, 2136 nt
Organism: Mucor velutinosus
Lineage: Eukaryota; Fungi; Mucoromycota; Mucoromycetes; Mucorales; Mucoraceae
Exons: 5
Coding region: 1-2136 (711 amino acids)
Molecular function (GO): protein binding
Source: RefSeq, a predicted model, not a curated record
AUGGCAAGCAAGCAAAAGAAGCCUUCGAUUCAGCCGAGAGCAACUAAAGCCUAUAUACUGCGCUUACAAAAGCAGCAAGAAGCAGCAUCAGGUCUAGUAACAGCCAGUCAGCCAGAGGAACAGCCAGUCGUACCAGAAGCAACUCGACCUGCCACCAAAUCUCGCGUCGCAAAAGAUACAGUGGGGCCAACCGCUGGGGUGAAAGCAUUCAUGGCACAGCAGAGAGCUCGUAUGGCUCAACCCAGUAGUCAAAAGCAAACAGUAGAAAAAGAGCCUCUCCGAAAAACGAACAAUGUCAUGACGGGUGCUCAACGUUACGGAGGAGGCAGCAGCACCAAAGGUGAAUCAACGGUUGUAGAAACGAGAAGAAUACAAACUGUUCUCAAGCAAGCAAAAGCUUCUGGAAAACUGGAUAUAUCAAGCCGAGGAUUAACAAGUAUCCCACAAGAAGUCUUAAACAUGUACCAUGUGGAUCCAAAUUCCAUCGUUGUCGAUUUCACCUCUGCAGGAGACGCUUGGUAUGAUUCUGUGGAAUUGACCAAGUUUAUAGCUGGAAAUAAUGCGAUUACAAAGAUUGACGCUAGACUGGCAGAUGAAUUUGGCGCAUUAAAGCUACUAGAUUUCCGUGACAACAAGUUAUCUGGACUCCCUGAAUCCUUGUGUCAAUUGAAAAACUUGACAUCCAUCAUGAUGCCUUACAACGAUUUUAAAGAGAUACCUUCCGUUUUAUACCAACUGCCUCAACUCAAAGAACUGAAUUUAUCACACAAUCAAAUCAAGGGCGAUGUAUCUAUGCAACAUGCCACUAUUGAACAACUGGAUCUCAGCUACAACCACAUUGAGUCUUUUGAUCUUCAGUAUGGCGCAUCGUCUAUCGUUAAACUGAAUUUAAACAACAAUCAAAUAGAGCAACUGCCACCUGUUUUGCAAUGGCCAAAGCUAAAAGAGCUGCUGGUAAAUCAGAAUAAGCUGAGAACGUUAUUCCCAGUGACCAACGAGGAGAUAUCUUUUCCUUCUCUUGUGCGCCUAGAUGCUGGAAACAACUUGAUAGCCAUGUUUGACAAUGACGUAUUUAUGCCCAAAUUGGUUGAACUCUCGUUAAUGACCAACAAAUUACAAGAUGAUGGAUUGAAGGGCUUACCGGGCGCUCCCAACAUCCAAACUCUUGAUAUUUCCUCGAAUCAACUGCAAAAUAUCCCCAUCUUGGUGGCAAACCUAAGUCAAUUGCAACGAUUAGAUGUCAGGGGAAAUCAACUUCAUGCAUUACCUUACGAACUCGGCAAAUUGGAAUACUUGAAAACAAUUCAUCAUGAAGGAAACCCCAUGAGAUCAUUUGCAUCGAUGAGUCAGACGCAAUUGAUUGAGUCUUUAAAAAGCAAUUAUCGCCAACAACAAGAAGAUGGCCAGGAGCAAGAGCAGAGUAAAGCGUCUGAUGUCAAUCUGGAUGAUGUUGUUGCCGAUCAAGAUGGCGACACGACGAAUUUAAGCAGUAAUUUCACACAGAAAGUCAGCUUGACUAAACGACUCGAUCUAUCCAACAAUCAACUUACAGAAUUAAGUGCUGAAUUACUAACAUUCACAGAUGAUAUCCCAGGAACCAUCAUAUUACAUCACAACAUGUUCACUGUCUUUCCUAGCAAUUUAAAUACGAUAGCCAGCUUCAUUGUCAGCCUUAAUCUUGAACACAAUCGUCUGGCAAGCUUCACUCUAACCAUGGCUGGUGUUGAGUUUACUCAUCUCAAGGUAUUGAGCUUAUCCAACAACCGACUGAAAGCAAUUGAAUGCACUGAAGGACUACCAUCGUCUUUUCCGAGAUUAGAGGAAUUCAAGCUGGAUAACAACUCACUCACAGCACUGCCUGAGAAUCUGCCAACAGCACUGCCACUUUUGAAGCUUCUCAGUGUCAAUUCAAACAAAUUGGAUAACAUUACAGAAGCACCGUUUGGGCAGAGUUUGGAGAUUCUGAUUCUGAGUAACAAUGAUAUUGGAUAUCUUCCACCUGGACUAUCCACAUUGAAGAAUCUCAAGGAAUUGAUUGUCUUUGGAAAUAGGUUCAGAGUCCCUCGUCCUGCGGUUGUGGAGCAAGGCACGCAUGCAAUUUUGGAGUUUCUUAAGCGUCGUCAUAACGCUGUUUGA